AUGGCUGCAGGAGUCUUCAUGCAGGAGUCUGAAGAGUUUUUGUUGGCUUUACUCCGUGCAUUGGAUAAUCUUCCUGUGAACCUUCACGCACUACAAACCUGUAAUGUUGGAAAAUCGGUUAAUAAUUUACGUAGCCACAAAAAUUCUGAAUACAAGGAAACAAACCUUCCUGUUGAAUCUGAUAUUGUUAGAUGCAACAUUAGGACUCUCUCCAAUUUUGGCAGCAGUAGUAAUGUUAGGUUGAAUUCAAAAAUGGAUAAGUUAGGGGUUAUUCAGGUUCACAAUGGGAAAUUUGCUCAGAAUAAUUCACUGGAUGUUUUGUCUAGGGGAGUUAAAGGUAAUGAAGGAAGGAAGGGGGGUGGUAGCCUUAUUAAAAGAAAAAAGAUUAGAAGUCUGAUAACAAAAAGAAGGGCUGAUUUCUUUCUUAUACAAGAAACGAAAUUGAAAGAUAUUAAUGAGGCGAUGGUUAGAAGUUUGUGGGGGGAGGAUGAUAUGGAUUUUUCUUUUUCAGCUUCGGAAGGAUUAUUAGGUGGAUUACUAUCCAUUUGGAGAACUCAAACAGUUACUGUCUUGGCUAGUUUUUCUGGACCGGGGUUCCUUGGAUCAAAAUUUUUGUGGAAAGGAGAUUAUUUCUAUGUUUUUAAUGUUUACUCUGCUUGUGCUUUGCCUCUAAAGCGUAUUUUAUGGACCCAGUUGAUUGAUCUGAAAAACAAAUAUCAAGACAGAGAACGGAUAAUAGCGGGAGAUUUUAAUGCGGUAAAAAAGAGGAGCGAGAGAUGUGGCCUUUCUUCUAGGAGUUGCAAUGUUGAAUGGAGAGAGUUUUCGGAUUUCAUUGAUGAAACCGGGCUUGUAGACGUGCCUUGCAAAGGCAAGAGGUUCUCUUGGUUUAGUGGGGAUGGAAAAUCGAAGAGCAGAAUCGAUAGAUUUCUUAUUUCCAAGAAUAUUAUCUUGUCUUGGGGGGUGGUAGGACAAUGGAUAGGCAUGAGAGAUGUUUCCGAUCAUUACCCGGUGUGGUUGAUGGUUGACAAAGAAGAUUGGGGUCCAAAACCGUUCAAGUUCAAUAAUGAAUGGUUUAAUGACAAGAGCUUCUAUGACUUUGUUAAGAAGGAGUGGGAGGGGCUUAUCAUAGAGGAGAAUGUGAAGGAGCUAAAUGAAGGGGACGAUAGGGAUGUUUGGGAGGAAGAUAUUCAUCUUAAUAAAGUCAAGGCCUCUAAGAACAUUUGGUUCAAUCUUAAACUCAAGGAGAACAUGUUGAUUCAAAAAAGUAGGUUGAAGUGGCUAGAUGAUGGGGAUGUUAAUAGUAGAUUCUUCCAUAACGCGGCGAAGGAGAGGAGGCGUAGGAACUGUAUUUGCUUGAUAGAUUCUAAUGAAGGGGUCGUUUCUUCGGUUAAUGAGGUAAGGGAAAUGGUGAAGACUCAUUUUGAAUGCAAAUUUAAGGAGGAUUGUUUUGAAAGACCUUUGUUGGAUGGUAUUGAUUUUAAAUCUUUGAGUGUCAACCAAUCUUGUUCAAUAGAGGAUCCUUUUUCGAUAGAGGAAAUAAAGGCGGCGAUUUGGAGUUGUGAUGGCACUAAAAGUAUGGGGCCGGAUGGUAUUUCGCUUCUUUUUAUCAAGAAAUGUUGGCCUUUUUAA
Molecule: messenger RNA, 1629 nt
Organism: Vicia villosa (hairy vetch)
Lineage: Eukaryota; Viridiplantae; Streptophyta; Magnoliopsida; Fabales; Fabaceae
Exons: 4
Coding region: 1-1629 (542 amino acids)
Molecular function (GO): catalytic activity
Source: RefSeq, a predicted model, not a curated record